UCCGCGUAGCCGAGGGCGAGGGGAUCGCGCCGCGAUCCGGUUGCGCGCCGCCGGUUCUCGCCGGCGGAGUGGCUGCGCGGCCGUUGCCCGCGCCGAGGCCCCCUCGUCCCGGCUGGCGGCUUUCGCCCUCGGCCCCCUAAUGCGCCCGGCCCCGUCCCGGAGCCGCGGGAGGUCGAGCUCGUCCUCCGCGGGGUCGAAUCACAAACGGUCUCCGGCGGGGCCGGUCGCGCGGCGGCCUCCCCGCCCGCCCCCGUCCCUGCGCCGCCGGCCGCGGCCCUCGGCCUCGCCCGCCGGGCGGCGGGGCGCGUUUCCCGGCGGGGAGGGCUCGCGCGGCGCCGGCUGCGCUCCGAGCGGCGGCGCCGCUGCCUCGGGGCUUCUCACUCGGGUUUCUCUGAGUAGCAGUGCUGGGAAGCGGCACUGUGCUGAAGCCGACUGUGCUGCGCGCCCAAUUGCAGGGCGCCGUCGCAUCUUCGUCAGCAAUGUGAAAACUUUCAUUUGCAGCAACUUCGACUCUUAAGGCCCGUUUUGGAGAAGACUGGAAUAAGGAAUCUCUGGCUCACCAAUUACUUGUUAACUUGCAUAUUUCCCCAAAAUUCAGUUUUAUACUUGUGGUACUUCUGUGAGUGUUCCUGUUGACUUGCAUGCUUCAUGGCAUGCGGAUCCUUCUACCCAGUAGUAAAAGUGCUAGUCUAGUGCAGACCUAUCCUCAUGAAAUAUUUACAGAUUUUUUUGGAGGGAGGCAGUAGGAAGUUUUAAUGGGAUUUGGAAUGUGCUCUGCUAAGGCUGUGGAAGCAUAGGCAGAGUACUGUUUUCUAGUUAGCUCAGUUUAAAUACAGAAUUUCCUAAAGUAUUAUUGUACACUCUUCUCUGCUUUUAAAUUGUUGACAUGAGGCUGCCAUCUGUUUAUUAUCUAAACACUUGUUCCUUGAAGGGCUUGCUCAGUUGAUGAUCUGGUCUUAGUCUUGUUAUUUUCAUCCUAAAAGUCACUCUUUGGUCAUUCAUUUAAAUAGUUGGACGGCUUGUCUAUGUUUGCUACCACUUCUUGAUUGCUUAAUAUACAGUUAGUAAAAGCUUAUUAUCUGGACUUGACUUUCUGUUUGUGGACUUCUUAAAUAUCAUGUUGUGAUCUGGAAUCAAUGUGUCUCAUUUGAGCACUGCAAUUUGUAUUUUGUAUCCAUGGGCCAUCAUGGAGAACUUGGCAUUUACCACCAAAGGAGUACUGAGGAUGUCUGGUUCUGAAUGCUGGUUAAAAAUUGGGAUAGGAAUGCAGAAUUGUGAAAUUCAGAAAUGCUACAAAUUAUAUACAUCAUGAAAUAGCAGGCCAGCCGAUUUGAUUUUUCAAGAAACGAAGGUUCUGUAAGAAAAUUCUGCCCUUGAAUUCUUUCCUUGCUUUUUGGCACUGCUGUCAGGUCCAUUGAGAAAAUAGAUUAUAAAGGUAUGGAGAGCUGGUGAUCUUCAUUGCAGUUAUCAAACAGGCAGUUGUUUUCAGUUUUUGUUUACAAAGUGCUGAUUUAGAAGCAACAUAGAAUCAGUUAAAGAACUUAGACUUUGCUCUUGUUUUGUAAGCUCAGGAGGAGUGAUUAGUUACUGUGAUCAACAGAUAACUGUGCAUUAGAAAUCUUGUUUAUUCAUUAGUGCAUUAUAACACUUGUUAUUGAGCAAGGGUUUUGUCCAGGGGAUAUUCUCAGACACUUGUCAUCAAGGUCUUGGGCUUUUAUUUUAUUUUAUUUAUUUUUAACAGGUGUAGCCAUUUGUUACGGAGGCUUGUCUUUGUUCUGUGAGAGUGCUGUGCUAUGUAUCUUGUGACACUAGAUGGUGAUUUAGAAAACUGGGAUACCUUUGAGUGAUUCUUAUUCUUAUAUUUGAAAGGCAGUAAAUAUUUAGGGAAAAUAGUGAACUCUACUUUUAUUAAUUGAAGUAGUCACUGAAGUUUCUCCGUGUUGACUAUUUUUGCUCUUUCAUGUGAUCGUCUUCGCUGUAUACCCUUAAGUGCAGUGCUGGAAUGGUGAGUAGCAUACCCUUGUGAACUUUGAAAGCAGGUGGACUUCAGAAGAAUGGACACGUACAGUGCUCUUGAGAUGGACUUGUGCGUCUUUCAAGGACUCAAAGAAUUGAGGGUUUUCCCCUCACUUUACAAUCAGUCUGUUUCAUAUCAACAGUUCAGUGUGGCACAGUUGAUGAUGAGAUAACCUCAGCGUGUUUUCACCAUUCGCAGAAGUCAACUUAACUUUCGAAUUUUCUUUGCUUCUAAUAUGGAGACACAAAGAUGCAAUGCAUAGCAUUUUGCUGUCUUUCCCUUGGAACAAGGAAGGAGUUCUUCAUGGUACCUCAAAUUGUGGUUUCAUUGCAAUGCUUGGCUUUAAUAUUAGCCACUGCUAUGGAUGAGCUGCAGCAAUGUAGCACAGUAUGUAAACCAAAGUACGGAUAUCAGCCAUUAAUUAUGUUUCGUUUUCUUUCCACAGUUAAGUUGAUUUUACAGAAUUUAUCAGGUCUUCCAAGCAGAAACAGGUGAUUUUUGCUGUGGGUUGAGCUCAGCAUGGCUGUAGUCAUCCGUUUACAGGGGCUUCCUGUUAUUGCGGGUCCUGCAGAUAUUCGUCGUUUCUUCUUGGGAUUGAAUAUUCCUGAUGGAGGUGUGCAUAUUAUUGGAGGAGAAAUUGGGGAGGCUUUUAUUAUAUUUGCAACAGAUGAAGAUGCACGGCGUGCGAUGAGCUGUUCGGGAGGGUUUAUCAAGGACUCGCGCAUAGAGCUCUUUCUCAGCAGCAAGACAGAAAUGCAGAAUACCAUAGAAAUGAGCCGGAAACGAUUUGAUCGUGGGGGACGAGAAACUAUGUCUGGGUCUAGACGAACAUGUCCUAAUAAUUCUGGUUCAUCGGAUGUCGGAGACAUUUCACAUUUAGUUGCAGCUAUUACAAAAGGAAUGAGUAAAUCUAGUUACGGUCCGCCAAAUCAUCCGGAGGCUGUUUUCCAUACCAAUGGCACAAGACAUGGUGAUGCAGGUAUACCUAAAUCAAGCUAUAACCAGUCAAGAAAAGAUUGUCAUUCAUUUAAUCCAGAUGAUCUUUACUUAUUUCUACGUGGUAUACCUUACUCUGCAACAGAAGAUGAAGUACGUGCUUUCCUUUCUGGGUUACGUGUGGAUGGAGUGAUUCUGAUAAAGCAUCGCAAUGGCUUAAACAAUGGUGAUUGCUUGGUAAGAUUUGCCACGCCUGGUGAUGCCUUAGAAGGACUUAAACGUCAUAGGCAAUACAUGGGUCAGAGGUUUAUAGAAAUAAGUCCAUCUACAGAGGAACGGUGGAUUGAAUAUGGUGGGAGGGUAGACAUGACAAGUGAAAUUGAUCACUUUUUGUGCAAAGAACGUUCUCCACCAAGAAAUGCGGGCUACAUGCAUUCAAGGAAGCAUUCUCACUCAAGAUCACCACGGAGACAAAGAACACGUUCUCGUUCACCUCCCACCCAGGAAUAUUACAUACACUUAAGAAAUCUAUCUACUAGUCUUGAGAAGAGAGAUUUGAGAGCUUUUUUCCCUGAUCUGGAUAUUUGCAGCAAACAAAUCAAGUUUCUAAUGGAUAAACAUCAGAGGAGGACUAGAGAUGCUUUUGUGAUGUUAAGGAGUGAGAGAGAUUAUCAGGCUGCUUUGGAAUAUCAUAGAAAGGCUCUUCUCAAUCGUCCUGUUUACAUUUUUCCAAUUUCAAGAAGAUCAAUGUUGAAAAUAAUUGAUUCUUGUGAGAGGAAAAGAUCACAGGAAAGAGAUCAUCCUGGACAAGCCAUACAGGAAAAAAAUUAUCGGGAAGGUCAUUCUGGCCCUAAGAUAUGUGUUUAUGUAAGAAAUUUUCCAUUUGAUGUGACAAAAAUUGAAGUGCGAAAGUUCUUUGCAAGAUUUGAUAUUGAUGAAGAUGAUAUUUACUUGCUCUAUGAUGACAAAGGAGUUGGGCUGGGAGAAGCAUUAGUGAGGUUUAAGUCUGAAGAACAAGCCAUGAAAGCAGAAAACUUAAAUCGGCGAAGGUUCUUGGGAACGGAGGUGUUAUUAAGACUUAUAUCUGAAGAGCAGAUGCAGGAGUUUGGUGUAACGGUUCCAUUGUCUGGACCAAGUGAAAUGCAGGGUCAUUCACAGGCAUAUGACAGAGGUGAGCUUUCCCGUCCAGUUGAUUCACCAUCUGGACCACCACAGGGACCACACAUGCAUUCAUUUGGUCCCCCUGGAAAUUUUAGGCAUCCUUCUGAAUUUAGGCACCCCCCUGAGGACUUCAUGUGCCCUCCUGAGGAUUUUAGAGGUCCUCCACCACUCAUGGAUUUUGGUGGUGACGGUGAACCUUUUGGCAGAAUGGAGUUUGGAAAUAGUAAAAUGGGAAGUUUUCCUGAAGGAAGAUUUAUGCCGGAUCCAAAUUUCAGUAGCGGUUCUGAACGUGUUGUUCCUAUUCGAUUGAAAAAUUUACCAUUUAAAGCUACUCCUAAUGAGAUUCUGGAUUUUUUCUAUGGCUACAGAGUCAUACCAGAGUCAGUUUCUAUACAGUAUAAUGAGCAAGGAUUACCUUCUGGUGAUGCCAUUGUUGCUAUGACAAACUAUGAGGAAGCUAUGGCUGCUAUUAAUGAACUGAAUGAUAGGCCAAUUGGUCCACGGAAAGUUAAGUUGAGUUUGCUCUAAAGGAGGAAAAAUACUCUAGAAUAAAAUAUUCUAGAUUUGACAGUAUUGAAAAUUAUUUUCACUUUUUUUAAUUACUGGAAGAUGCUGAAGAAACAGUUUCAUCAACGGUUGUAAAUAGUAUCUAGUUUAGCUGUUUAGUUCUUGGUUGAAAUAUCUGUAUGGUUAAGAUAUCUGAGAACUGUAUUGUGCCUGCUUCUUGUGGCAGAGAAGAGCCCAGAAAUUCUGGAGGACACUGAAUAUCAAGGUAUAAAAGCAUGGAGUUGCAAUGCUCCUUUUUUUUUUUUCUUUCUUUUUCCAGUUUGCUUUAAAUCCAUGUCCCAUGACUUUGCAUCAAAUAAAAAUGUAAGUGCUGAAUGAUUGACCACACAAACGGUUCAAGUAGAAAAAUUUCAGUGCUGCCUGCAUUAGUAAAUUACACUUUUUAUUGAGAAUAGCUUAAAAAAUAAAAAACGAUUUUUUUGUGUAAACUGUUGAUUCUUGAUUCAGUUUCAUGUGGUUACAGGCAUCUCAGUAGGGGAAGGGGGGAGAACCUGAAGAGCUUCCUGUUCACAUUAGCUGGCUUUGCUGGCUUGCAACUUUUUUAAAUUAAAAAAAAAAAAAAAGCCACUAAAUGGGUGUCUUUGUUUAAAACUUGCAUAGUUACUGAUCUCAGCUACCAUGCUUAGUGUAUGUUGGUCUUGGUGAGAAUGAUGCUGGCUGUUUUCUGUGGGAAGAGUGGACUAUUAAAACUUGUCAACAUAGCAGUGACUGUUUAGGUUACAGUGACUCCAAAUCUGUAUUAAUCAGUUUGAUGGGCUUUCUUGGUCUCUUCAUGUAGUCUAGUAUCUUGAGGCAGCAAGUGAAUGUUUGGAGACAGGUAAAGCAUUUGGGCUUCAGACUGAUAUUUCAGGGUGGUCUUUAUUUCAUCACCACGUGCUUGUCAUAUGAAUAGCAACUUGCCAGUGAUGUCUGACUACAUUCCAGGUCACUCUAAUUAGUUUUAACUAACAUAUGUCAUUGGCAACCAAGAUGACAAGCAGUUAUUUUCUUAUGUAAGAAAAUAUUUAUUUCUGUGCUUAUAAUGCUUUCUAAUUGUUUUUUAACAGCAUAUGUAAAUUUUAAGAAGUAAACUGGCUUGUUUUGGGAAGAACUCUGCUUUAAAAUUUUAGGUUCAAUAGGAAGCUUGUUUUGGUUGUGUAGGUAAGGACUUUGCACACUGCUGACAUUGAGAUUAUACAAGAUAGCAUUUGGAGGAGUACUACUUUCAUUUUAUGAAAUGUUGUAAUCCCCUCUAAAACUAAGCCAACAAGCUUGCAACGCAGUGGUGAAAACUGUAGCAUUAACCUUUGUUCAGGUGAUAACUGAAAAACCAUAGAUUCAUCGAGUAGUUAAGGUUGGAAGGGACCUCUAGAGAUCAUCUAGUCUAGCCACCAAGCUCACAGCAGAGCCAACUAGAGCAGGUUACUCAAGGCCUUGUCCAGUUGGGUUUUGAGUAUCUCCAAGGAUAGAGACUCCACCUUAGCUGCAGCAACUCCAUAGCCUGUUUCAGUGACUGAUCACCCUCACUGGCAGCCCAGCCUUAAAUUACAUCUUGCGUGUGAAGCCAUCAAUUACUAGAUGUUUGUAUAAGCUCUGAGUAGAAAUGAGAAAAAAAAAAAAAAUCAAGAGGCCUUUUUAUUUUACAAUUUUUAAAAGACUAGCGUAGCUUCAUUUCUUUAGCAUUUUAUUUGUUGUCUGUUAUAAGCGCUAGGAAAAAAGUCUUUUAAAAGAAAAUGCUAAUGACAAUUCUGUAUACGUCGAUUCUUGGGAGCAGAAAAGUUAAAGGUGGCCAAAUUUUCAAAUUCUGGAUACAGUCUAGUAGGAAUCAGCUUCAGAAUUGUACUGUGUUCUGGAUGCUCCUCCAAAUUUAAAUAGAUUUUAAAAAUUUUGGUGCUUUUUCUUCCCAGUUGCACUAAAGAGGUCAAUAAACAUGAAGCUAACAGAUUUUGCAGGGAAAAUAAAGACAUCUGUUGCUAGGAAUCCUCAAAAUAAACUUGCCUGACCUAAUCAUGCAGUUGAAAACUUUAGUGUGGUUCUUGCUGUAAGUUAAUACCAUCUUUACGAUGAAUUCUUGCCUCUCUAUUAUCAGCUGAAUGCAGCUCAUUUCUCCUCUAGUAAAUCAGCUUUCGAUGAUUUGUUGUUUUUAAAGUUCUUCCAGCUAGUAUAUAAUAGAGAAUUUUAAACAAAAAAAACAGUAAAAUUUCAACCUGACUUCUAGAAUAGAGUUGUUGCACAAAAUAAAAAUUUUAAUUAAAAGGAUUUGGAGGUUGGAGGGAUAGGGGGAAAUUCAGUAGUUUAUUCGCGGCUUAGGCUUUUUCUAAAACAAAAUCUUACACUUAAUGACAUCAUCUGUUCUCCAAAAAGUCUGAGUAACUUCUGAUGAGGUACCAUUGAUUUUGGAGAGGAAAAAAUGGAUUUUUUUCACGAAAACAGACACAAAGCUCAUAGUGGCAGAGAUCAUAAACAAAAAAAAUCUUUAAAUCACACAUUUGCCCUAUAGCUAAUUUGGCUUUAGGCCAAAUUACAACUUAUUGGCAGGUCAAAAAAAUUUUUUAAGGUCCACAAAAACAAGAGCUGUACUUUUUCAAAGUAUGCAUAGAUGAUCUGGAGCAGAAGGAAAUUGGGAAAGAAUGUCUGUACAUCAGUCAGUUAUGAAGAAGGUUACUGGGACAGUGGAUUCUAAAUAUGCAGCUAGUAUCUGCCUAGUAGGUUUUUUUUUUUGGGGGGGGGGGGGGUGGUGGUGCAUGUGUACAUACAGUUUUCACUAAAUCCUGACUUAGGAUCAUGCAAGCGCAUGGGGUGGUGAUAGCAUGUCCUGUUGUUCCUCAUUCCUGAUAAUAUGGGUUUUCUAACUUUAGAUGUUUUAAUGGUUUGGAGGCACUCAGUGUAAAGGAUGAAUCUAAGACAGUAAUCUACCUAGAAUUACAUGGUUUGAAGUUGCUGAAUUACUGCUCUUCCUUGUUAAGUUCCAUGCAUUACAGUAAAAGAAUUAACAAAAGAAAUAAUGCAGUUUGUGCUGUUAAUCUUAAAUAUAUCUAGCUUCCUUAGGUGUGCUCAAUGCGAGGUUGCUUUUGCUGCAAUUGUCCAAAAGUUCUGAUUCAAUGCUAGAGAUCUUUCUUCUUUAAAAACUAGUAAGAGUGAUCAUUUAUGAAAGCAGCUUGAGGCAUUCAGGAGAUCCUUAACAUCUGCUAAUCUGAAGAGGACAACAAGGUGAUCCUAGUCCCAAAUGGAUGGUCCAGCAUUUUCAAUGGAGCAGCAAAAUAUACUUAUCAAGAACUGAUAAAAGCCUGCAUCAUCUAGACCUCAGCGGUCAGAAAUAUGUAUGAAUUAAGAGUCCUGUAGGUCUUGCACUAAGCAAUUAAGCCCAUGGGAAAAAUCUCUGCAGAAGUAUUUUUAGGCAAUAUUUAAUAUCUUCUAUUUUCUUAAGUCAUCCUUUGAUACAGAAGUUUUUUUUUACAGUGGUUGUGCAGGGGUGACAAAACUUAAGGUAUAUGUGCUUAUUCAAUAUACAGUCUGAGAGUAGGUGUGUAAAGGUCAUAUCUUACAUGUUCAGGUUUUCUUAGUACAUGAGAGAAGUCAUCUGUAGAAAAUCUCAGAAUAAUAUUGAGGAAAAUUCUAAAGCAGAAGUCUAAAAUAUUUCAGACCUGAAACUUAAAAAUAUCUGUUUUAGACUUUCAUCUUUCUCCUUACCAAGAUUUUUUUAGGAUUUUUUUUGUAUUUAAUUAUUAUUUUUUUUUUAACUCUUAGCUGCGAGAGUUCAUGUGUGUAUAUAUAUAGACUACUUCUGAAUUUGAGACUGGCUUUUUCAAAACCAAAAUCUUAAUCUCAAAAUAUUGCUUCAGAAUAAGCAUUUCCACAUUACUGUUGCAUAAAUUGUGUGAAGAGUUGGUGCAUCAGAGAUGUUCAGCUGUUCUAAUUUUGACCUUCAUUUCUGGUCAGCUGUGAAGGUGAGUUGUGAGAAAGUACAAGGGGGGCAGGGAGGUGUGUGUAAAAUUUUUCUUCUCUACAUUUCAAGAGUAAAAUAAGUCUUUGCUUUGACAAUAUAUGAUUUUUCUAUUUCUUUGAUGGGAUGACUGAAUAUAUUUGUCAGUAGGAGUUUGAGCAAUUCCAUGAUUACAUUUUAAAUUCUUCUUCCAUCUUUAAAAUGCAUUAAUCUCCUUUUUGUCAAUAGUUUCUAGUCAUGUAUCUGUCCAACAUGCAAACUUAAAACAUCUUAUGCAGGACAAAAAAGCAGCCCAACACCAUAUUUCUCCCUUUCUGCAAUUCCCAAAGUGGACUGUCUGUGAAGUAGACAAGGGGAAGGAAUUUGAAGCUGCUCACCAAAAAAAACCUCCCUUUCUGUACCCUUGCUACUAAUCUUGUAGUGGGAACUAAUCUAAAUGCUACUUGCUCCUUUAUUCGGAACUCCUUUUUGAAGGAGUUCAGAAAUAAUUCCUGUAAUUUCCUAUUAUAUCUGGACUAUAGCAAACCCUGGUAUAGUCAUCAAGCUAACCAUCUAUUCAGGAGAUGGAUUACAUGACUUCACUGAAUCUGAAAUUGUAAAGUGGUGAUCAUCAUCGUUCUGAUGUUCUGACAUGAAUAUCUGAGUGCCCCUCUCACUGAACUACAUGGGAUUUAGUUACCUAGGUACUUUUAAGGAUUUAGUCAUUAGUAUUUUACUCCUUGUCAACAGUACUGUGAGCAUAUUAUGUAAUUCUGCUAGACAAUACUGCAAAAUUGUUUUAUGGUCUUAAAACAGAACCCUCUGUUGUGAUAUUUUUCAUUUGUAUUCUCAUCACAUUAACUUCUGGCAAAACUGUUUUUUUUCACCUGUCAAAACAAGCUUGCUUGGCAUAUUUUGUAUCAAUGGACAAAAGUAAUAUCAAUAUUAAAAAUGUAUUUCCUGCUUUA
This is a messenger RNA of Dromaius novaehollandiae (emu), 9550 nucleotides long. It is a transcript of the gene RBM12B, whose product is annotated as RNA binding motif protein 12B. NCBI's taxonomy places the organism in Eukaryota, Metazoa, Chordata, Aves, Casuariiformes, Dromaiidae. Bases 2537 to 4642 code for a protein of 701 amino acids. Gene Ontology annotation, cellular component: ribonucleoprotein complex. The record is from RefSeq and is a predicted model, not a curated record. The transcript has 2 exons. Gene Ontology annotation, molecular function: RNA binding.